AUGAAUCGAUAUUUAACUGCUGUUCAAUUGGGUCACACAAAAUUUGAAUUUCCAUUUAUCAGUCAAUCGUCAACUGAUUCACCAGAAAGUUGUAUUUUCUCUCAAAUAAUCAAUUUUGCAUCAUUUGUCUUGGUAAUAACAAUUUAUAUUCGUUAUCGUCAAAUAUUACAAUUGAUUCGGAAUAAUCCAACAUGUGGAAAUAAAUUUUGGUAUUCAAAUCAAGCUUUUCUCAUUUUUGGCAUAUUUACAGCAUUUGGAUUAAGUGUUAUUUCUAAUUUUCCCCAUGCUAAUGUGUAUACUGUACGAUUAGCUGGUAUAUAUUUAAUGUAUAUAUCGAGCAUAUGUUGUCUCUAUUGUGAAGUGUCACUGUCACUAUGGAUUCGUCCAUUGCUCUAUUAUACAAAAUUAAUACCACUAUUGAGAGUAUUUAUUUGUGUUGGCAUAUUUCAAAUGAUAACUGUUGUUAAAUAUAAUAAUGAGAAGAAAAUGUGGUCAUCUAAAGAUCCGGGUUGGACGUACUAUGUUACAACAACAAUAUGUGCAUGGAUUUUAACAUUUUUCUUACUCUUGUAUGUUUUAACAUUUAUCAUUGAUUUUCGUCAAAUCAAAAUUAUGUCACCAAAAAUAUUUCUUACACAUGAUAUUGUCGAAGAUGUUUAA
Messenger RNA from Didymodactylos carnosus, 660 nucleotides. Lineage: Eukaryota; Metazoa; Rotifera; Eurotatoria; Philodinida; Philodinidae. The record is from the annotation of a GenBank genome assembly.